Molecule: messenger RNA, 4788 nt
Organism: Pseudoliparis swirei
Lineage: Eukaryota; Metazoa; Chordata; Actinopteri; Perciformes; Liparidae
Product: cilia- and flagella-associated protein 46-like
Exons: 23
Coding region: 90-4019 (1309 amino acids)
Biological process (GO): axoneme assembly; cilium movement involved in cell motility
Source: RefSeq, a predicted model, not a curated record
CUAGGGCGGGGAUCAAGAUUUUUUUAAAGUGAUCCUUUCCAUCCUCUCCAAUGCAUUUUUUAAAAUAAAUUGCAGCCGGGUCAGACACAAUGUCUGUCUGGAACAAAGUCUUUCACACACAGCCCAAUGCAUGGCAUCUGAUAGACACUGGAAUACACAUUUUAAAUCUGUGCGACCACGCCCUCCGCCUCUCCACCUGCAACAGCCCGGGGGACGCCGUGCCCAUCGCGGCGAGGAAACAGGCCGUGGCCACGUGGGUGCGGGUCAAGAGGCUCCUGCAGCAGGACAUCGGCUCAAAGAUGAAGACUAGAGAUGAGUGCGAGGACGAGGAGGUGUCGGCCAUGACGCGCGUGCUGGUGGCCGUGGAGAUGCUCCGGUGCAACCGGAGCCCCCGGCACAAGGAGUUCUCUGUUCCCGGCCUCCCGGAGCUGGUGAGCAUGGCGUCUGAGUGCAGCUGGAGCGACGCCGUGGUGGAGCUGCAGGCGUGGUGCCAGCUGGCCGCCGUCUGCCACCACGCCAAGGACCAUCGCUCGGUGCUGCGCUGCACCGGCAGCGCUCUGCAGCUGGAGGCGGCGGCAGCAGCGAGCCUCGGCGCCACGGCCCGCGUUCUGUACGGCCCGACGGCGGUCAGCGAGAUGCUGAGCGGCGCCGGUUGUUUGCGAGCUUUGACGUUGGUGCGUGAGAGCGGUGGAGACCUCCACGCCUACGGGGAGGCCAUGGAGCUGCUGCUGGCCGCUGUCAGAAACGCAGAGAAGGCGGAGAGUCCGGCGCUGUGCGUCGCCGCCGCCGGGCGCUACUGGAGCACAUGCCUCCCCCUGACUCAGACUCCUGAGGGGAGGCGGCAGCUCCUGGAGCCGCUGGAGGAGAUCCUGUCUGCUCUGGUUCACACCAACAGGAAGCAUAAACAGAACAAAGGGAGAGCAUCGCUGACGCUAACAGCUCCGCCUCUUGGGAGCUCUAAACACGAAGCCUCAGAGGAGGAGGACCUCUCCCUGAGAGCCGCCAUGUACAGCCUGUUGCUCCACGUCCACCUGGAGAGAACCGACUGGGCCGGUGCUCAGCAGCUGCUGGACCGAGCCAUCAGGGACACGCCUCGCUCCAGACACCGGCUACCUCUGCUGAAACACAGAAUACUGGUGAAAGCUCAACUGGGGAAAAGUGUACUGGCGGACAUGCAGAAGUUCCAGGACGAAGAGGAGCAGUGCUGUUCAUCGAUGUGGCACCAGGUGGCGCUGUGUGCCGGCAACAUCACCCAGCAGCUCACCUGCUACCAGAAGUCCAUCACCUGCCUGCUGAGUGAAGAGAGUCGGUGGGAGAAGCUCGGCCUCCUGCUGGAGUUUGGAGAGUGGUUGUACGGUCACGACUUCCCCAAAGCCGCCGCCCGGCGCCAGGUCCAGUGGGCCGUGGACCUCCUGCUGCUCGUGGGACGCGAGCGGGCCGAGGGGUCAGAGGUCACGUCUCAAAAAAGGUCUCUGAGCUCAGAGUCCCCGGUGGGAAUGCGGGGCUCCUCCUGGACGAGUCUGAAGGAGGUGCGACGUCUGGACGGCUUGGUGCGAGCACACACUCUGCUCGCCGUCAUGGCCGACAGGACUUCACCCGAGCGCCGGCUCAACCUGCUCAGGGCCUCCGUCUUCGUGCUGCGGAUAUGGCAGGUGUCCAUGGCUGUAGGUUGGGAGAUAUCCAACGAGAUGGCCAAGAACCAGCCGGCCCCGCCCCCGACCUCCGCUGGAUCCAAAAAAGGCAAAGACAAGGGCAAAGGCAAAAAAGGGAUAGAUCCGACCCCCGUAGAAGAGAGGCCUAAACCCGUGGUCCUGGACCAGGAGCUCCCCUCCAGCCCACAGGACUGGGCUCGCUACGCCUGUCCUCAGCAGGCCCGGCUCAUCUUCAGAACCAACAGCAACCCCCACUGUGUCAACACACUCAGCAUCACCAAGCAGACUCAAAGCCUGUUUUAUCUCGACCUUCUGGAGAGAGAGUUGUGCUCACUCUCACUCGACCACCUGACCUCACCCAUCAUGCAUCUUGCCGAGACCAUUGCCCACGACCUGUUGGAUAGGAGCGGCCUCUCCGACCUCUACCGACUUCGAAUUGUGAGGCGCUGCAGUCAGCUGGGUCUGGAGACCCAUUCCCCGUACCAGGAGAAGCUCCUGAGUCUAAGUCGAAUCCAAGAACAAGAACAGAUGAGGUGCCACAGAGCGAUUGCUGUUUCACACGAGGGAAGAGGCCUUCACCAAGGGGCCAAUCAGAAGGUGGAGGGGGAUGGAGUGGUUGGCUUUGGGCAGCAGAAGAGGGAAGUGAGUGCUCAGCACAUCUGGCUGGACAAAGCUGAUGUUUGCCUCGGUCUCGGACUCCAUCAGGCAGCCAGGCAGCUGCUGGCAGAGGCCCACUGUGUGGCUGAGGAGCUCAGAGACCUGACGACGAUGGCUAGAAGUUUGCUCAGCCUGGCCGUGCUGGCUUGUGAGGAGCAGAACUUUGCUCAGGCUCUGAUUCUGCUGGACGAAGCCCACGCUGUGGGAGGGGAUGAGGAGUUCUGGUACCAGCUCACCCUCACCAAUGUCAGAGCUGUGGUGGGCCAGAGGGACCAAGACGCACACACCAAGGCUGAACAGAUUAUAAAACGAGGCUAUGUCGCCCUGAAGCUGGUUCUGGAGCGGCGGGUAAACCGAGCCCCAGAAAUUAUAUUCUUCAUCACCUCGUUAGAGAUGAGGGAACAGAGCUCUGUGUGGUCCUUUUCUAUUAGGAUGUCUUUGUCAUUUUCGAGCUGCACUAUCCAGUGGGUGAAGGGAAUGUACAUCCUGGUCCUAUGCGCUUUGUUGUGUUCCAGGGGUGCCGUUGAAUCUAUACGUGCCCUUGGUGGCGGUGAACCCGGGAAGAGAUUUAGCAACGAGGCGGUCCAGAGGCUGAUGGCCGCCUGUGAUACCCUCAGAGAGUGCGCCAGUGGUUUCAUUAAACUGGGCUACAAAGACCACGCAGCAGAGACGCAUGCCGAGUACGCACACGGUCUGAGAACCCUCGCCGGCCGCUCCGCUCACGCAGAAGACAAGCGGCGCUUCCUGCUCGACGGCGUCUCCCAGCUGCAGCUCGCCGUCACGGAGCAGGAACACGUGGCGCUGACCGCUCAGACGCUGCUGCCCUCACAGCAGGAGAACUCUAGAGCGAUCUAUCUUCAACCAAGUGUCCUCCUCUCUCCACAGAGAGACUCCAGCAGAAUCCGCAGGACCAGUAAAGGAGCGGCAGACCAGCGAGAGCUUCUUCAGUCCCAGCUCGAAGAAGCUCCAGAACCAGAUCUCCAACUGGCCUCCGAGGAGCAAGUGGUACCAACACUUGAUCCCAUGAUGCAGAGAGACGAGAGCUUUGCCAUCAUCCUCCCGUCCCCCACCACCUCCACAGUAUCCAGAGGACACCCAGCACGCUGCUGGCCUUCUUUAGCAGCUUGUUCAGCCUCUUCCUGUCAGCCGCUGCCAUGCUGCUGCUGCUGCUCCAGAAGACCACUCCAUAGAAGAUGGCUGAUGCCACCACAGAGUCCAAGAAGGUCUUCAGCAGUGCUCCCUGCACUCCAGAGGACCUCAGUCUCCUCAGCAGAAAGAGUCUGGUCCCUUUUGAUAGAGUGCAUGUGCGUGGUCAGCCCAGUCCAGUUUGUGUUUCAGGUGGCGGCGCGACUCUCUGCCUGUCUGACCGACAUCUCUCAGUGGAUGUCUGCUCACCACCUGAAAAUCAACCCCGACAAGACCGAGCUACUAUUCCUUCCAGGGAAAGGCUCCCCCACCCACGACCUGACGACCACCUUCACCAGCUCUGUGUUGGCCCCCGACUGCCAGGAACCUCGGGGUGACACUAGACAGUCGACUCUCCCUGACGGCCAACAUCACUGCGACAGCGCGUUCCUGUUGGUACAUGCUGCACAACAUCAGGAGAAGACGUCCUCUUCUUACUCAGAAGGCGGCACAGGUUCUGGUCCAGGCUCUGGUCAUUUCACGCCUCGACUACUGCAACUCCCUCCUGGCUGGUCUACCUGCUAAGGCCAUCCGACCUCUGCAGCUCAUCCAGAAUGCAGCAGCUCGACUGGUCUUCAGCCUCCCGAAAUUCACCCACACCACUCCGCUCCUCUGCUCUCUCCACUGGUUACCGGUGGCUGCCCGCAUCCGCUUCAAAACAUUGGUUCUGGCGUACCGUGCUCUGAACGGAUCGGGCCCCGUCUACAUCCGGGAUAUGGUCACACCGUACACCCCGGCGCGUUCGCUCCGCUCGGCAACAGCCAACCGACUUGUGACUCCUGCACCUCGAGCUAAUCACUCUACAUCCAGACUGUUUGCUGUCCUGGCUCCUCAGUGGUGGAACGAGCUCCCCACUGACACCAGGACAGCAGAAAGUCUCUACAUCUUCCGCCGGAGACUGAAAACACACCUUUUCCGACUAUAUCUGGAUUAAAACUCAGAUUUGCACUUCAGUGGCACUUAAAUAGCUCUUAUUGUGGUACUUUUGUAGUUCGACUAUGUUGAGGAAAUGUUCAUUCCUGUAUUCUUGUUGUUCUUUGUUUAUACUCUAGGUUGAAAUGCACUUAUUGUCAGUCGCUUUGGAUAAAAGCGUCUGCUAAAUGACAUGUAAUUAAUGUAAAAUGUAUUUAUAUGGAAGAUGUAUGUGAAAGUAUGUCUGUGUGUAUGUAUAUAUAUAUAUAUGUGUAUAUAUACAUAUAUAUAUAUAUUGUUUUAUUUUUUAUUUUCUUUGUUAUUUUUUCUUUAUUUUACAUACAUUUUCUGAUUUAUUUGAUAUUAAUUUAGGAUAGGAAUA